CCACGGUAGGAAUCCCCUCGAACACUGCACUGGCCAAGGCGGCGCAAACAACACCGGUUCUGUCUUUCACACCACUCCGGGUCUCCCUGCGCCUGCCGAGCAGGGUAAAUGCACCGGGAGGCGGGGAAAAGAGAGCUGCCGGCCCGGCUUGGGGACGGUCGCGGGGGGCAGGGGGCUCGGCCCAGAUCCCGCCUGCCCCCCUCCCCAUACUGACCCGCCCCCGCUAUGAGGCGGACGGUGGCUCUGCGCGUGCAGCCAGGAUGGAGCGAGUGAGGCGGUGCGGCCGGACGGAGGGGUACCCCGCCUGGGGUGUACUGCUUCUCUCUUUCCUCCUCCUCCUUCUGGCAGAAUAUUGUUUGGCUCAGUGUGAUAAUGACUGCAAAGCUUACUGCUGUGAUGGGACUACUGCCUACUGCUGUUCAUAUUAUGCCUACAUGGGGAAUGUCCUUUUAGGCACAGCAAUAGCCGGAAUUGUUUUCGGCAUAGUAUUUAUAAUGGGAGUGAUUGCUGGGAUUGCCAUCUGCAUCUGCAUGUGCAUGAAGAGCAGCCAUGGGACUCGAGUAGAGGUUAUCAGAACAAUGCACAUCAAUACCAUCAACACAUACCCAAUGCCUCCACCACCAUACAGUUAUGAAUAUGAAAUGGAGUACUGAGCUGACCUACCUCCACCUUAUACUCCAACCUCACAGACUGUGAUACAGUAUCCCCCACCCCCCUCCAUACCCAAUAUCCCUGGAUAUUCAGGGAAAUAAUUAACAUGACUUCACAUGGAUAUUGACUGCCUGUUGAAACAGCCAGCACUAUUGGGACAAUGUUAUUGGCUCAGGGACAAAUAAGACUGGGUUUUGCAUCAACAUAUGUGGCCAGGUAUUGAAAUAACUUGCAAAGGUUGCCAUGGCUCAGGAUGAAUAAAAAUACUGUCCACUCUGGGCCAUCAUGUUUCAUGAUUAAACAACAUGUGACCAAAGAAACAGUUCCUAUAAGUUAAUGUCUGAUGAGUAGCGCUUAACACCAGUUCUUAGCUUCAGCUGCAGCACAUAGAAGUGGGGCUCUUCCCAUGUAGGAAUGUGUAAGUGGUGCAAAUGGUUCAACAAGCUGUUUCAAAAGAGCAAGAGGCAGCUGCUGGGGCUUAUUCUGGGGGAAAACAGCAACUGUUGUCCUGAGGUAACUGCUCUGCCUUUCCUUGAAAUGGGGGCAAUAAGCAAGAACAAGGAAGAUUGAAACUGUUUUCUGUUUCUACUUACAGCUGGUAAUACCCAAUGAUCACUGUGCAUAUUGGUCUGAUAAUCAUGUUACAAGGAGAAGUGCUAUUAGAGUUAUUUAGUAACUAAAAAAUGAUGGGUAUUAUUUUUGGCCAAGUGCAGUUUUUUUAAGUGCCUAUUUUUAAGCAGUUUGUGACUAGUUUAUGAACUAAAAUGUUAACAUAAGGAAAAUUUUUGUAUGUGAAAUACUCUAAUUUAUAGCUGAUUAACUUUUACCUGGACUUUAAUACUCUAUACAUUGGAAAUAUGCUAAAAUGCCUUUUAUAUCAGCAAAUGAUACUUUGAUUUUAGUAUAAAAAUACUGAAUCAGCAAAACUCACAAGUGGGAGAAGAAAUGCAAAAGAAAUAUUAAAACAUCAUAGAUUUUACUUCAGUUCAAUUGCAUAAAACCAGGGUUUUAAAAUCAUAUUAUGUAUCAGUAAUGAGGAUGUUCAGCCUUAGCAAAGAGAUGAGGGUAGAGACUGUGAGCAUCUGCUUACUUUUGAAUAUUGUCUUGGGCAUUUUAAAACUUUAGGUGACCAAGUAAUACUUUUUGUAUUUGUCAUGCAUGUUGUUCAACCUUACUUAUUCUCUACUAUAUGCAGUCCAGAUCUUUAUGAUUUAAAAUGUUCCAUGUACUUACGAAGCUAACUGUAAUUCUGCAGCAGCUAUUUGACUUCAGAAUAGAGUAUUCCAUUACCUAAAGCAUAAUCUUUCAGCAUUAAGACUAUUAUUUUUCUCGGGUUUAUAUGCAAACCACAAGGAGUGGGUCUCUUCAAGGAUUUAAAAGUACUGAAUGCUCUUAGUUUGAGUUGGGUGUCUGAGGAGUUUGAGAGUGCUACAGCUGUGGCAUCAGCUGCAGGUUACUGCUGAUUCACAGAGAUCAGAAUGUAUUUAAAUAUCUUCCAGUGUAGCCUGUCUGUUCUUUUCAAGUGUAUCCAUGUAGUAACAAAUAAAAAAGCAGCUUGCAAAAAGGAGAUACUGUAUCCCAGUAAAAUCAAACUCUCAUCAUCCCCUAAGUCUGGUGGUUUUGGUAUUCAGUACUGAUUCAGGGAAGAACUGAAGCAACCUUUAACUGAGCAUAAAAUUUAUUCAGAGACAUUCUUGGAACAAGACCUUACUGACUGUUCUUGCUCAGAUUUUGCAGUUGUAUUUGUCCUUUCCAGGCUGACUAAACUUACCCCUUGAAAUUCCACUUUGAAGUGCAAAUGGCAUCAGUCCCUGCCAGUGUAAGUUCAGAAGAUCUGUGUUGUGGUCAGUGGCCAUUGGCCAUGCCGAGUCCAGAAGCUACCAAGGUGCUUGUGACCCGGUCAGAGGAAAACUGAGCUGCAUCUCAGAUGUUUGGUUGCUGCUGUUUCCUUGGAGUCUUCUCUGAGAAAGGAGAGUUACAUUCUCAUUUCUAUUUUGCUGUUCAGAGGUGACAAGUCCUGAACUGGCUUAUCCUUACAAUUAGUUCUGCUCUGGGUACAUCCUGUGACAUUUCAGCUGUUACCCUGACCUCUCAAGAGAUCCCAGUUGAAAUCCUCCCACGAAGAGCAAUCCUCUGUGUGCGGUGUUUUGGCAGUCCCUACUCAAAACCACGUGCUGGGGUAUUGAUGUGUCUGCCAACAUGGUGACCUACAUGAAGAACAGA
Molecule: messenger RNA, 2874 nt
Organism: Corvus hawaiiensis (hawaiian crow)
Lineage: Eukaryota; Metazoa; Chordata; Aves; Passeriformes; Corvidae
Gene: CYYR1
Product: cysteine and tyrosine rich 1
Exons: 4
Source: RefSeq, a predicted model, not a curated record